CCGCCUCCGAGAGGGCGCGCGGUGCAAGCGAGCGGGCGGGCGGCGACGGCUGCGGCGAGAGACCCGGAGCGGCCGCCGGGGCCGGGGAGCAGGACGCGGGCGCCGUUGAGGGAGUGGGCACCCCGGCUCGGCGCUCAACAAAGAGUGGGGCCGCCCCCCUCAGGCGGAGCUGCGGGCGGAGGCUCCAUGUUGGGAAGCGGCGGCGCUCGCCCUCGUUAGCGGGAAUCGGGGCGCGCCGCGGGCAGAGCCGGCGGGAGCCGGGCCCGGAGCGAAGAUGGAGGCCCCGCUGCGGCCUGCCGCGGACAUCCUGAGGCGAAACCCGCAGCAGGACUACGAGCUCGUCCAGAGAGUCGGCAGCGGCACGUACGGGGACGUCUAUAAGGCCAGAAAUGUACAUACAGGAGAGUUGGCUGCAGUAAAAAUCAUCAAACUGGAGCCUGGAGAUGAUUUUUCUUUGAUUCAACAAGAAAUAUUUAUGGUUAAAGAAUGUAAACAUUGUAACAUCGUUGCCUACUUUGGGAGCUAUCUCAGUCGGGAAAAACUGUGGAUUUGCAUGGAGUACUGCGGAGGUGGAUCACUUCAAGAUAUUUAUCAUGUUACUGGACCAUUGUCAGAAUUACAGAUAGCCUAUGUGUGCAGAGAAACCUUACAGGGUCUUGCUUAUUUGCAUACCAAAGGCAAGAUGCAUAGAGAUAUCAAAGGUGCAAAUAUUCUGUUGACAGACCAUGGUGAUGUAAAAUUAGCUGACUUUGGUGUGGCUGCAAAAAUAACAGCAACCAUUGCAAAGAGAAAAUCUUUCAUUGGCACCCCUUAUUGGAUGGCCCCAGAAGUAGCAGCAGUGGAGAAGAAUGGUGGCUACAACCAGCUCUGUGAUAUCUGGGCAGUGGGAAUAACAGCAAUUGAACUGGGAGAACUUCAACCACCUAUGUUUGAUCUUCAUCCAAUGAGGGCUCUCUUCUUAAUGUCAAAGAGCAAUUUUCAGCCACCAAAACUAAAGGACAAAACAAAAUGGUCAUCAACUUUCCAUAAUUUUGUCAAAAUAGCACUAACCAAAAACCCAAAAAAAAGACCAACUGCUGAAAGACUUCUGACACAUACGUUUGUCGGACAGCCAGGUCUCUCUAGGGCAUUAGCAGUUGAACUGUUGGAUAAAGUGAACAAUCCAGACAACCAUGCACAUUAUACUGAAGGAGAUGAUGAUGACUUUGAGCCCCAUGCAAUCAUUCGUCAUACCAUUAGAUCUACAAACAGGAAUGCCAGAGCUGAACGGACAGCUUCAGAAAUAAAUUUUGAUAAGUUACAAUUUGAACCUCCUCUGCGGAAGGAAACAGAAGCACGCGAUGAAAUGGGAGUGUCAUCAGACCCAAAUUUUAUAUUAAAGUGGAAUCCUUUUGUUGAUGGUGCAAAUACUGGCAAAUCAACCUCAAAACGAGCAGUACCACCCCCUCUGCCUCCGAAGCCAAGGAUAAACAGUUACCCUGAAGACAACCUCCCAGAUGAAGAAAGGUCAUCAACCGUAAAACGUUGCCCUGAUUCAGAGAACAGAGCUCCUCAGGUUCUCAGAAGGCAGAGCAGCCCAAGCUGUGGUCCUGUAGAGACUUCUUCUAUUGGUAUGGCUGGCAGUGUCAGCAGCCCUGGCGUGCACACAGCUAGAUACUGUGAUUUGGGAAAUGGUGAUGGGAUCUCAAAGCUGAUGAGUGAAAAUACCGAAGGGUCAGCGCAAGCACCGCAGUUACCACGGAAAAAAGACAAGCGAGACUUCCCUAAACCAGCUAUCAAUGGUCUUCCACCUACCCCGAAAGUGCUGAUGGGAGCAUGUUUUUCAAAAGUUUUUGAUGGCUGCCCUUUGAAAAUUAAUUGUGCGACAUCUUGGAUACAUCCUGACACAAAAGAUCAGUACAUUAUUUUUGGAACCGAAGAUGGCAUUUACACAUUGAAUCUCAAUGAGCUGCAUGAGGCAACUAUGGAACAGUUAUUUCCACGGAAGUGUACCUGGCUAUAUGUUAUCAAUAAUACUUUAAUGUCAUUAUCAGGAAAAACCUUUCAGCUCUACUCUCAUAAUCUUAUAGCUCUGUUUGAACAAGCCAAGAAACCAGGAUUAGCUGCCCAUAUUCAGACUCACAGGUUUCCAGACCGCAUACUGCCAAGAAAGUUCGCUUUAACAACAAAGAUUCCUGAUACAAAAGGCUGCCACAAAUGUUGCAUAGUCAGAAAUCCAUACACGGGACAUAAAUACCUCUGUGGAGCGUUACAGUCUGGAAUUGUUCUACUUCAGUGGUAUGAGCCAAUGCAGAAAUUCAUGUUGAUAAAGCACUUUGAUUUUCCUUUGCCAAGUCCUUUGAACGUUUUUGAAAUGCUGGUCAUCCCAGAACAAGAAUAUCCUAUGGUCUGUGUAGCUAUUAGCAAGGGCACCGAAUCAAAUCAGGUAGUUCAGUUUGAGACAAUCAAUUUGAAUUCUACAUCUUCAUGGUUUACAGAAAUCGGCACAGGCAGCCAGCAGUUAGACUCUAUUCAUGUAACACAGCUGGAGAGAGACACAGUUCUGGUGUGUUUAGACAAAUUUGUAAAAAUUGUAAACCUACAAGGAAGAUUAAAAUCAAGUAAGAAAUUGGCCUCUGAACUGAGUUUUGAUUUCCGUAUUGAAUCUGUAGUGUGCCUUCAAGACAGCGUGUUGGCUUUCUGGAAGCAUGGGAUGCAGGGUAAAAGCUUCAAGUCAGAUGAGGUUACCCAGGAGAUUUCAGAUGAAACACGAGUGUUCCGUUUAUUGGGAUCAGACAGGGUUGUCGUUUUGGAAAGUAGGCCAACAGAAAAUCCUACUGCACACAGCAAUCUCUACAUCUUAGCUGGACACGAAAACAGUUACUAAGCAACAGAAACGAAUCUCAAAUGACAGGAAAAAGAAUAUAAUCCAUUGAAAGCAAAAGACAUUUUAAGGAAAUUCAGUGCUAACUUCACUAUGAUUUGCUUUAACUGUCGUGGGUUAUAUUUCAAAUUAUCUGUAUUUUAGGGUAGAAUUCAGUAUUUUCUGUAGCUGGAAACAGCUAGUCUUAUCUCUUGCCACUGUGUGGUGGUUUUAUCAAGUUUGCUUAAUAAAAGCUACGAGACAAAUAGUCCUCAAGUUCCAGGAAACACAGUUGUUUUUUAAAAAAUAAUGUUUGUAACAAGGGUGCCAUGGAAUUUUUAGAUAACUCAUGUGAUUAUCUUCGGAGGGAUAAGUUUAGUGACAUUUUAUCAUUUUAUACCAUGUCUUAUUCCUUCUUAACAUAAUUUUAUAAAGAAUUUAUCAAACAAGCCUUUUACUUUUACAUCGGCCAUUCUGUAUGUUUUUGUAAAAUAGAAUAUUUAAUCUUUAUUUAUUAAUCUCUUGCUGGAGUGGUGUAAUGUAUCUAACUUUUAGCAAAGGAAGGUUGCAGAGCAGCUUAAAGUUUUUUUAUGAUGUAUAAAAUUUUGUUUACUUUUUAAGGGUAGUACUUGGAGGGCUUAAGGUGUGUGUUUUGGGGUUCAACACAUAUAUGCAAAUUCAUUUAACAAAAAUAUUUUGUAAUACAAUUUCAUGCAGAAUUGCCUUAAAAUGGAGUUUUGUUUUUUCAACUACAGAUAGUUGUGUGGCAUCAUAUAGAAGACAGUGAUGAGGAAAUAUACUUGGAAGGGAUAUAUAUGUCUUGGUGUGACUACCACGUGUAUGGAUUCCUGACAAGCAUAUAAUCUACCUGUGAUUUUUUUAUGUUAGGGAUAAUGCAUAAGAAAUUAAGCUUCAUAUAUAUUAUCAUCCCUAAUGAAGGGGGAGAAGUAUUUAACUACCCAUGGUAUGUAUUUUACUUUUACUAUGCCAGAGGGGAAACAAAGCAAGUACACAUGUAAUCUGGGGGUUUUCACAUACUUAGGUAUUCAUUUUGAGUAGAUUUAAAAAAGAAUAUUUAAAUAAAACUGAAUUCCUGAUGGGAUAGUAUAAACAAUUAUUGUAAAACCAGUAUUCUAAAGAUAAGGAAGCAGCCAUUUUUGAGGGUUUUUUUUCUUUUGCUAUUGUUAGUAUUCAAAGUUAAAAUGUUAAAUUCUUCUUGUUAUCUUAAUGCAUUUAUGGAGAACAGCACUGAGAUGAACAAGGGUUAGCAAUAGCAAAUAAUAGAAUUUUUCUGACCAGUUACUUGAGAGAAAAACAGUAUGACUGUCUCACUUGAUCUUUAGCAGUUCUGUCAAUUAAGUAUUAUCUCCAUUUUUCAGCUGAGGAAAUGAGGAUUUAGCAAGUUGAGAGACUUACCCACCUCACACAGCAAGUUAGUGGUUGAGCCAGACCAUGAGUCUUCUGACUCUGUUCUUUUCACUAUGCAAUAUGCAAACAAUAAAAUGUUAUACCAACAAAAAAUAAAGCAUUUGUUCUUUAAUGUACACAUGAUACGAAAAUGUGACUACUUGGGGUGUGUUAAUAGAUUGGACAGAAGGAUCAGACAGAUGGCAGGGGCCCUUCUCAGAACCAGAGAUCAUUUACAUGGUGGAUACAGAAACCAGCAUCCUCCUCCUCUCACUGAAUCCUGACAGGCAUCCCAGCGGAACACUGAAGAGUCUUCGUGAAACCUGGCCAGUGCCAAUGAAAAGACCUCAACAAGAUCUUGACGUCAGAGGCAUCCUGGCUGCCCAGGUAGAUGCCACAGUGGAAAUUUCCACAGUGGACAUCUUAGCAUGCACACCACCCCACACUGCCAGAGUUUCCCGUCAGUCUUUCAGUCCUGUGCUGUUACAAAAUGCGCGAACAACCAAGAGUUACAAGAAACCUGAGGAAAAUCUCUACUUGAAAACGAGAAAAUAAAGGAAGACAGGAAAUUUCACAAGAAAGAGAUAUCUUCAGAAAGAUAUUACAAACAUGAAUUAGGAGCAGAAUACCUCACAAAGAGCUUUCUGAAAACAAAAGCAACUCUUGGAAAAUAAUAAUUCAACAAGAAGGCUUAGAAUGUAAAGUUGAGGAAAUUUCUCAGAACAUAAAGAGAAUAAGUGAAAUAUGUGAAGAAAUGAAUGAAAAUAUUGAGGAAAAUCAGUGAAGAAAACAGCCCAGGAGGUCCAAUAACUAAUUUCCCAGAGUAGCCAAAAAAAAAAAAAACCACAUGUCGGGGCUGGCUGGGACUGGCGUUGUAGCACAGUAGGUGAAGCUGCCACCUGCAGUGCUGGCAUCCCAAAUGGGCGCCCCUUCAAGUCCAAGCUGCCCACUUCUGAUUCAGCUCCUUGCUAAUGUCUGGAGAAAAGCAAUGGAAGAUGACCUAAGUUUUGGGGUCUCAGCACCCAAGUGGGAAACCCAGAUGAAGCUCCUGGCUAAACCUGGCUCAGCCCUGGCAGUUGGGACCAGCUGGGGAGUGAAACAGCAGAUGGAAGCACUUCAUUGUUUUUUUCUGGGCUCUGACUUUCAAAUAAAUAAACCUUAAAAAAAAAAAAAACAA
This is a messenger RNA of Oryctolagus cuniculus (rabbit), 5426 nucleotides long. It is a transcript of the gene MAP4K5, whose product is annotated as mitogen-activated protein kinase kinase kinase kinase 5. NCBI's taxonomy places the organism in Eukaryota, Metazoa, Chordata, Mammalia, Lagomorpha, Leporidae. Gene Ontology annotation, biological process: protein phosphorylation; intracellular signal transduction. Gene Ontology annotation, molecular function: MAP kinase kinase kinase kinase activity; ATP binding. The record is from RefSeq and is a predicted model, not a curated record. Gene Ontology annotation, cellular component: cytoplasm.